UCAUGGGUGUCCAUAAUCAACAUUUGGUCUUUAGCUGUCUACUCUCACUUGUGUACGGUUCUCAUGAACAGUGUCCUAUAAAGAAACUGGUCACUUUUAACGCCGGACUACAACCGAGUACUGUAAAGUAUUAUGAAGACAGACGACAAUUAUUGGUUCCCGCCCUAAAAAACUUAGGUAGUGAUGUCAUUUGCUUACAAGAGGUCUUUUAUGGGAAGGAUGUUAAAGAAACAGUGCAUAGAUUGAUGUUUACUUACCCAUACUCAUAUAGUUCUCUCCAUGACAGUCAUGGUAGACUAAACUAUAGUAUGAUGCAGAAAGCUCCUUGUCAAGGAACUAAAAGCAUGCAGUUUUUAACAUGUUUUAGUCAGAAAUGUAAUCCAACUGGUCGACCAUUGCUGGGAGUUUUAGAGUGUGCACUCAAGCAAUGCAAAAUGCUUGAGUUGUCUGAUUUUUGUAUAACUUGCAUCUUAGUAAGUGGUCCAGAGAAUAUUUCUAACCACUGCUUAGGACCUCAAGCACUUCAGAUGAACAUUCCAGGAUUAUUAGUGUUAAGUAGACGCAAACUAUGGAGUCCUAAACGGACACCAUUUAUUCAUGGAGUUAGGCCAUUCUUCAGAAAGGAAUUCAUAACAGCGAGGGUACAAGAAUUAGGAGAAAUAAUGUGUACUCAUCUAACACCGGCUAAUGAUACCAUCGCACAAGCGUUCCAAUCAUCCUUCUUUGCUGAUGGAGAAACAGAGAACCUAUUUGAAACGAUAUCAUUAUUACGACGCAUACGAAAUGAAAAAGACAUAGUAUUGAUGGGUGACAUGAAUUCUGGACCAUCUAUAUCAAUUAGGCAUAUACACUAUGUGACAUCAGCAUCUUUUGAACAGUUUAUGAAGGGCAAUCUACGUUCUCCCUACGCAGAGCUGGUUGGAAAGCCUACGUAUUCACCACAUGAAAACACAUUGACAGAUGGACACGAUAUCAGCAUUAUAGACCACAUUCUCACCCGUGGAUAUAAAAUUUUAGGAGCUAAGAGAGUAAUUGACCAGCUUUUGCCAGAAAAGAAGUUCCCAUUGUCUGACCACUACGGAGCAGAAAUAUCUGUUCGCACCAAUUGUCGCAGCGAUUUGAAGGACUCAGAACAUUUGAUUGAUUAGAGCACACGCAACAUAUUUUGCUUAGCGAUCUAAUAUCUUAGGUCUAUUUAUGCUAUAUACAGCGAUUUAAUUUCAUUUCAUUUAUAUAUAUUGAUAGUAGCUGCAUGCAUUUCGUGUACAUAGUUACGAUACGCAUACUUUAACUGCAUUUCUGCAUUUUUGCCUUGCAUUGACGCUCUAGAGAAAAUAGAAACACGAAGACUUAACACAAGCUGCGUUUAGUUUAGUUUUUAUUUUCUGACGAUAGGAAACUGAAGUGAUGCUACAUAGAACUGUUUGGGCGCAAAAAUUAAUAUUUGUAAUUGAUUUAAUAUUAUAUUUUGUAUUAUAUUGAUUUAUUUUCUACAGGAAAUCUGAAUAUAAGUGUUUUCGAAAGACCUCACGAAUUGUUUUGUAUAUAUUCAAAUGAUACACUAAUGCUUUCAAAAUGAAUCACUAUUUGUAGGUUAUUUUUUCACAAAGAUAUUUCCAUUAAACAUCACAAACAACAUAUAAAUGCAGGAAACCUUGUCAUAUAUCAAGAUAUUAUAUAGAUAACUCAAAGAUAUAGAGAUCAUCGAAUACCUUUUUUUACCUUGUUUAUUUCAAACAUUCCGGUAAUGCAAAUAAAAGAUGCAGCUAUUUCUCAUAGUUAAUGCAGUGAGUGAUGUAAAAUCUGUUUUUAUUUCUACUACAGAGAGUAAUGGACAAAGCAAUACAUGGAAAAUCGUACCCUUUAUCAGAUCAUUAUGGAAUUGAAGUCACUGUACAAACUAGCUGUAAACCCGG
Mytilus californianus (California mussel) is the source of this 1916-nucleotide messenger RNA. RefSeq lists its product as uncharacterized. Lineage: Eukaryota; Metazoa; Mollusca; Bivalvia; Mytilida; Mytilidae. The coding region runs from base 3 to 1148 and encodes 381 amino acids. The record is from RefSeq and is a predicted model, not a curated record. The transcript has 6 exons. Gene Ontology annotation, molecular function: catalytic activity.